Molecule: messenger RNA, 5997 nt
Organism: Sabethes cyaneus
Lineage: Eukaryota; Metazoa; Arthropoda; Insecta; Diptera; Culicidae
Exons: 1
Coding region: 1-5997 (1998 amino acids)
Biological process (GO): DNA integration
Molecular function (GO): nucleic acid binding
Source: RefSeq, a predicted model, not a curated record
AUGUCGACCGCCGCCAGAAAUUCGGAUAAACAGGACAAUUGCGCUGCCUGCAAUAAUCCGGAUACCGAUAACAACUAUGUUCAGUGCGACGCGUGUAAUUCUUGGUGGCACUUCUCGUGCGUUAAUGUGUCUGACUCCGUCAGAGACCGAGCGUGGCUGUGCUCGAACUGUAUGGAAACAGCACCACAGAAUCCACCCGAACCGAGAUGCAGUUCUACGAGCAGUUCUGAUGCGGGUAUGCAGCGCAGUCUCGCUCAACUGAAAAAACGCCAGGAUCUCGAACGACAACGGAUGGAACAUGAGCUGCAAGUUAAGUUCCUGAACGAGCAAUUGGCGUUGUUGGACCCGACUAGGAGCCGAGAAUGCAACCGUGAAAGUGGAAGGCUAGUAGCCGAUUGGGUUAACGGUAAUCCGGAGCAAGAAGACGGCGCGGUGGGUGAUCACUCGAGCCCGCCAGCAGCCGCUCAGCCCGCGGAAGUAAAUAACGCCGAUCCAGUGGAAACGGUACGCAACCAGGGAAAGCAACUUCAAAGCUGCCAGUUGCAAUCGGUUUCUGCUAGUCAACGCAUGGAAUAUCCAACACGUCAGUUGCAGCAGUGCACAGACCAGCGCGGACGGGAUCAGUCCGAUUGGAGCAUCAGUCCGUUGCCGGUUCAGCGUCGGUACACCCUUCCGAACCCACCUAAUGAUGUUCAGUGUACAGGUGACCAACAGCACUCAAAUCUGGGUGCUUACAAGAAAACGUAUGCAAAUGAUACUAGCGGCGCAGGUAAGAGUAAUGUGCAUGAAAGUGGUUUGUCCAAUAAAAUGUACGGUGGUAAUGUCCCUCAUAAGCCCUCUAUGAUUUCUCACGAUACGAUUCCCAUUCAUAAUAUCAGACAACAGUCAGUCUCUCGCGAUUUUGAGCAAAUUCCUCUCGAUACUCAUCGCCAGCAAUGCAUCCCCUCAACCUACUAUGAUCAGCAGCGUGAUCCUUCAGCACGCUGUGCAAAUCCCAAUGUACAGUCAGCACCGUGUGAAGAGUGGUACCAGCCACAGCAACGACGACGAUGGAAUGCAGACCAGAACGGCCCGUCCCCGCAGCAGCUCGCGGCACGUCAGUCGUUGGCACGUGACCUUCCCCAGUUUUCAGGUGAUCCUGCCGACUGGCCUAUUUUCAUCUCGAACUACGAGUAUACGACGACAUCAUGCGGGUACACGAAUGGGGAGAACAUGCUCCGGCUACAACGGUGCCUCAAAGGACCUGCACUCGAAACAGUGCGUAGCCGAUUGGUGUUGCCUGCUGCGGUACCGCAAGUAAUUGAAGCACUCCGUAUGCGGUAUGGGCGCCCGGAACUGCUGAUUAACGCGUUGCUGGAAAAGGUGCGCAAACUUCCGGCUGUGAAGUCUGAAAGGCUGGAACAAUUGAUAGAAUAUGGUAUGGCAGUGCAAGCCCUUUGCAACCAUAUUGAAGCAGCCAACGAACAUGCACACCUUUCGAAUCCAAUGCUUCUUCAGGAGCUCGUCGAAAAGUUGCCGGCCGAUCAGAAGCUGAUGUGGGCCGGCUAUAAACGAAAGUUCGGCGUGGCGAACUUGAAAACAUUCAGCAAUUAUAUGGAAUCUAUUGUAACUGAUGCAUCUAGUGUAGUCCUGAUUGCGCCUGAGUCUAGUGGGAGCAAAGAUAAAUCGAGACCAAGAGGAUACGUUAAUUCUCACACUGGAAACAACGUUGAUGCUCGAGUGUUGCCAACAGGCAAGCAAAUCGAAUGCAUCUUCUGCCGGAAGAUAGGUCAUCGGUUACGAGAAUGUCCGGGAUUCAAGGAUUUAAAUGUUGACGACCGGUGGCGGAAGGUUCGGGCAUUGUCACUAUGUCAGAUCUGUCUCUUCAGUCACGGUAGGCGAUCGUGUAGAAGCAACAACCGUUGCAACAUUGAUGGCUGUCAGUAUCGCCAUCAUCCAUUAUUACAUUCAGUGAGGCGAACUGUGGAAGCAGCGACCCCAGCUCAACAGGCAGAAAGUCACACUCAUCAGUAUAUCGGAUCGAGCGUCCUGUUUAGGAUCGUGCCCGUUACGUUGCAUGGGCAGACUGGUGAAGUAAAUACCUAUGCCUUCCUGGAUGAAGGGUCAUCGCUGACUCUGAUAGAGAACGGAAUUGUAGAACAACUCGGAGUCAAUGGAGCCACCCAGCCACUUUGUUUACGGUGGACGGGUAAUACGUCGAGAAUCGAGGAAAAGUCGAAGAUUGUCUCCCUAACUGUCAGUGGAGCGGGUUCGCAGAAGCGCUUUAAGAUGUCGAACGUUCGCACCGUGUCGAAUCUAAACCUUCCCAGCCAGAGCUUCCAAAUGGAGGAAGCUGCCAAGCAAUUCGACCACUUGAAGCAGCUACCGAUACAGAGCUACCGAAACGCCGUGCCGAAGUUGCUGAUAGGACUUGAUAAUUUACAUCUAGCCGUUCCAUUGAAGUCGAGAGAAGGUACUGGAAACGGACCGAUAGCAGUGAAAACAAGACUCGGGUGGUGCGCGUAUGGAAAGCAACAACCCGGAGUAAACGAUGAGCGUAGUUUCCACAUUUGCGAAUGUACUACAAAUAAAGAACUACAUAAUGCAGUCAAGCAGUUUUACGAAAUCGAAGAAAUAGGAUCGGGGAAUGUCACUCUGCGAUCAAAGGAAGAGCAACGCGCACUGGAUUUGUUGGCGCAGACGACGGUUCGUGUCGGUGAAAAAUUUGAAACCGGCUUGUUAUGGAAGGAUCCCGACGUGGAGUUGCCGGAUAGCUAUACAAUGGCGCUUCGCAGGCUGGAAUGCCUGGAGAGAAAAAUGUUACGUGAUCCAAGUUUGAAAGCGAACGUUCUCCAACAGAUGCAAGACUUUGUGAAGAAGGGUUAUAUCCAUAAAGCUACAACCGACGAACUAAAGAAAGCUGAUCCUCGACGAAUUUGGUAUCUCCCCAUAGGUGUCGUUACUAAUCCGAAGAAGCCAGGGAAAAUACGCAUAGUUUGGGAUGCUGCAGCCAAGGCGAGUGGAGUUUCGCUGAACAGUGUGUUAAUGAAGGGGCCGGAUCAGCUGGUGCCGCUGUUGGGAGUACUAUUCCGCUUUCGGCAGUUCAAGGUCGCAGUGUGCUCCGAUGUGAAGGAAAUGUUUUUGCAGAUACGUAUGCGUGCUGCCGACAAGCAUGCGCAGCGAAUUCUUUGGCGUACGGAUACAGUGCAUGAUCCGGAAAUCUUCCUGGUCGAUGUUGCUACGUUUGGGUCAACGUGUUCGCCAGCAUCGGCUCAAUUUGUUAAGAACCAAAAUGCGCGAGAGCAUAGCGACCGGUUUCCCAGAGCAGCAGAUGGUAUACUCCAGAGUACGUAUGUAGACGAUUAUCUUGACAGCUUUGGGUCGGAGGAAGAAGCUUGUCGUAUUUCUGAGGAAGUUCGUCAGAUUUUCCGUAACGGUGGGUUUCAAUUGAGGAACUGGAUUUCAAAUAGUGAAAGCGUACUGCAGCACCUUGGUGAGACACAAGCUGCUGUCAGUAAAAGCUUAACGACAACGAGCAAUGAUGCUGAGCGCGUGCUUGGGAUGUUAUGGGAUCCGUUGACGGACGAACUAUCGUUCAGUACUCGAAUGAGCGAUGAAGUUCAUUAUCUCCUGGAAAACGACAAGGUUCCAACGAAGAGGCAAGUGCUACGCUGCGUCAUGACCCUGUUUGACCCGUUGGGCUUAUUAGCAACGUUUCUAAUUCACGGGAAGAUCUUAAUACAAGACCUGUGGCGUGCUGGACUCGAAUGGGAUGCAGAAGUCAGCGACAGUCAGUAUGCAGAUUGGAGAAGAUGGACCAAAAUGCUAUCAUAUAUCGCAAAUGUCCGUAUUCCUCGCUGCUAUUUCUCGGAAGCAUCAACGCGUACGUAUGAGGAUACUGAACUCCACGUCUUCGUAGAUGCUAGCUUGUUUGCCUAUUCCUGUGCACUGUACCUGCGUACAAUCGACGAAAGUAGCUCGCCCCAAUGUGUGCUGAUUGCCGCGAAGGCCAAGGUGGCGCCGCUGAAGCCAAUGACCAUUCCUAAGUUGGAAUUACAAGGAUGCGUACUGGGAGUACGAAUGAUGAAGUUCGUACAAGCAAAUCACUCUAUUACCGUCAGGAGGCGAGUUAUAUGGACAGACAGUUCGGUUGUGCUUUCGUGGAUUCGUGCGGAUCCGAGAAACUAUCGACCGUUCGUGGCGAACCGAGUCGGUGAAAUCCUCGAAAACACGGUAGUCGACGAAUGGAGGUGGGUGCCAUCGGAGUUAAACCCAGCAGAUGAAGCAACAAAGUGGGGCAGCGGACCCUACUUCAGCAACGACAGCAAAUGGUUUAAUGGUCCAAAGUUCUUGAGUCUUCCGGAACGUGAGUGGCCGAGUCCUGCGGAUAUUGUCGUAGACACAGUUGAAGAAGGCCGGCCGUCAGUUCUCUUCCAUGCCAAUUGGAUUCCAGUGAUCGAUUACUACCGGUUCUCUAAAUGGGAAAGGCUGCAACGUAGUAUGGCAUUUGUGCUGCGAUUUAUUUCUAACACGAGAAAGAAAGGAGAAAAAAGCUCUGGGCAACUGACACAACAAGAGCUGUAUGCCGCCGACAUCGUGGUCCUCAAGCAAGUACAGAUGGAAGCCUUCGUGGAUGAGGUGGCGACACUAAGGAAUAAUAAAACAUUACCGGAAGACCAGCAGGAAUCAGUCGAGAGAACAAGCACCAUUUAUCAACUGAUGCCGAUGAUGGAUGAACAGGGAUUGGUGCGGCAGAACAGUCGACUUGCAGCAGCGAAACAUCUACCCCACAGCGUCCGUUUUCCAGUCAUCUUGCCCAGAAAGCAUCGAUAUAUCGAGCUACUUGCUGCGCGUUAUCAUCGCCUUUAUCGUCAUGCGAACUUCGAAACUGUGGUGAACGAAAUUCGUCAACUGUUCGUUGUACCAAGACUUCGAUCCGUAGUGAAAGCUGUUGAACGAAAUUGUCAACUUUGUAAAGUUCGGAAAGCACUUCCGACAGUUCCCCCGAUGGCACCGUUGCCAUUCGCACGAUUAGCUGUACAUGAUCGUGCAUUCAGUUACGUCGGAGUGGACUACUUCGGGCCGCUGCUAGUUAAACAGGGCCGCUCGAACGUAAAAAGGUGGAUAGCGCUAUUCACCUGUCUAACAGUACGCGCCGUCCACCUUGAAGUCGCAUACAGCUUGUCCACAUCGUCGUGUAUCUCCUGCAUUCGGCGUUUCGUCUGCCGUCGUGGAGCUCCCAGAGAGUUUUUCAGCGACAAUGCUACAAACUUCCACGGAGCCGAACGGCUGCUCCGGAAACAGAUCAACGAGGGGAUAUCAGCAACAUUCACUAACGCUAAUACAAAGUGGACCUUCAUUCCACCUAGUGCUCCAAACAUGGGCGGUGCCUGGGAGCGGCUGGUCCGCUCAGUAAAGACUGCGAUUGGGGAUGCAUAUGCCGAGGGAAAGCUCAAUGACGAGGAUUUGCAAACUUUGAUCGUAGAGGCAGAGGGCAUGGUAAAUACUAGACCACUUACGUACCUACCACUUGAUUCUGCGGAAUCUGCAUCACUUACUCCUAACCAUUUUUUGAUGGGGAGCUCCAAUGGAGUCAAGCAACCAACCGUGGACACUGAGCCUCAGCAAGGAGCAUCUCUGGAAUCUUGGCAUCAUAUCCAUCGCCAACUCAACCGGUUCUGGCAACGCUGGCUGAAGGAGUUCCUUCCGGUAAUCCGAAAACAAUCUAAAUGGUUUGGUGAGUCUCGACCAGUAAAAGAUGGAGACCUGGUAUUGAUAGUGGACGAAGGUAAACGAAAUGGAUGGAUGCGAGGGACGGUGAUCGAGGUGAUAAAAGCGUCGGAUGGCCAUGUGCGACAGGCUAUAGUCCAGACCGCUGGAGGAGUCUUUCAUCGACCGGUAUCUAAACUCGCAGUACUCGAUGUUAACGGUAACAGUGAGGUCAUCGGAGCCCGAGGACCACACCCGGGGGAGGAUGUUGCUACAGGAACAUCGAGUGAACCGGCAACACGGUUGUAA